Molecule: messenger RNA, 2106 nt
Organism: Anguilla anguilla (European eel)
Lineage: Eukaryota; Metazoa; Chordata; Actinopteri; Anguilliformes; Anguillidae
Product: NTPase KAP family P-loop domain-containing protein 1-like
Exons: 4
Coding region: 1-2106 (701 amino acids)
Source: RefSeq, a predicted model, not a curated record
AUGGUGGUGGAGCACUCGGACAUGUGCGGCGGAGAUCAGGGCUCUGACAGCAUCGACUGCGAAGAGUCACGCGUAAAUGCCCCGCCUACCUGUCCCGCCCACCUGUCCCGCCCACCUGCCGCAGUUUACAUGAACAGAGAAGCAGAAUGGAGGGAACAGAAGUACAAAGAGGACAGGCCCCGAACUUUCCUGCUCUCCCUGGUCGUCUUGCUCUCCAUGGUCUUCUUACGCCCGGUGUGGAGCAUGGAGACGGACCGGAGUCGGAAGAGGGUGAGGUGGAUAUUUGUACGCUUCAGUGCCUGGCACUUUGCGGGAAGCGACAGGCUGUGGGCCGGCCUGGUGAUCCGCCUGUUCAAGGCCAUACACGAUGACUUUGGGGGACUGCCCGUCAGCUUCUACAGAGCCACCCAGCACCCGUACCCUAAGAGGUUCGAGGACCAGAGUGAAGGCAGGUGGAGGGCAAGGAAGGUGUGUGGGCUCCCACUCUGGCUUGCUGCCAUGGGUGUGGCCGUCGUGUGCAUGGGAAUCAGUAUCCUGCUCUACUUUUCGGACUUCCAAGUGAGAACGAACGGGACACUGACUGGCCUGUCGAGUCUGGAGUCCGUGGCCAUCGCGACUCUCGGCCCUCCUGCCGUGGUGGUACUUCGGUUUGUCUUGAAGAUCGGCAAAAAUCUGCUCUACAGCCAGGGCAGCAUCGUCCAAAAGAAGAUGAACGAGUCAGCAGUCAGCGAUCAGCUGGGAUUCAUGAACAAGGUGAGGAAGGAGGUGUCCAUCCUCAUCAAUCUCAUCCAUUUCAUGGAGGUUCUGGAGAACAGGAAGAUCCGCGUCAUUCUGGAGAUCACUAAUUUGGACCGGUGCAGCCCGGAAAAGAUCAUUCAGACUCUGGAGGCCAUCAACAUCCUUUUGACCGGGGAGAAUGUCCCCUUUGUGUUGAUUCUGGCUGUGGAUCCAAAGGUUGUGGUGAACUGUGUGGAAAAUUCAUUCUUGCACCAUAGGUCAACAAAUAGCGGUUAUGAUUUUUUAAACAAGAUUGUUACCCUACCUUUCUCUGUGCCUGAGAUGUCUGUGAACUCAAAGCACAGGAUAUUUGAAACCCUUGCAAAUAGUCACCUUGAGGUUUUUGCUGAUGGGUUUGAUGGUACAAUGGCUCACCCAAGAAAGUCUGGUGAAAACAGGCAUUUAAGAAUGGAACUGGGACUACAUGAAGGAAGCUUAGUGCCUUUCAUUGGAAAUUCCAGCAGUGGGUCUGAAGCAAUAGAUCCAGGAAUUCCAUGGGAACACUGGGCAAGAAAAGUGAAGGCACUGACAAAUGAUGCUUUACAGUUUAUCAACAACAGAGGCAACCUCCACACUUACAUUAUGGCAGAUCACAUGUAUAUGAGGAGAAUAAUCAACUCAGUCAGAGUGUCCAUCAUCAUCCUGGAGGGGAUGAGGUGUGAUUUGUCUUCAGGCGAAGACCUUGCAGCUUGGGUGGUUCUGGCUAACCUGUGGCCUUGUCGUCUGAGUUGGAUUCUCCAGGUUGUGGAAGAUGACCAGCAGAGGGCUGCUAUAGAUCGACCUGACAGCACGGGUGAGAUUGACAACGGGAAGACUUUGUGGGAAGUCUUCAGCGAGUCCAGUGUGGAACUGCACAUGCUCAGAGGUAGAGCCGAGCUACUCCUGGAGCAAGACGGGGACCCUGAACUGUUUGAAAAGUUUCUCAAGGUGGAUUUCAGAUUGACCGUUGGGGAUGCCAACAGGUUCAGGCCCUGCACAGUCAAUCUGGACCAUUCCAUCCAGAAGGAGAUGGCCAGGCUCCGAGGCACCAACAUUAGAGAGAAAAUGAACUACAAAACCCAUGCCCCACUGCCAAUUAGGUCUCUCAUCAGAAUGAGUACAGAGGACAUCUGCAAAGAGAUGCAAAGGCUGAACUUCCCUGAAAAAUAUCAGCAGCGGCUGAGGCAGAAUCGACUUGAUGGAUCAUCCCUGGCAUUUGGCAAUGACGGAGAGAUCAAACGGGUUCUGCAGAUGGCCUUGGGUGAAUGGAUCUCUUUCAGCUUUCGUUUCCUGGGAGCAAAGCCAAGAUGCAGCCCGCACAUGUCAAACCCCAUGAUGUCUGCACAGUAG